This is a messenger RNA of Protobothrops mucrosquamatus (brown spotted pit viper), 383 nucleotides long. Its product is annotated as peroxisome proliferator-activated receptor gamma-like. The transcript is spliced from 2 exons. Gene Ontology annotation, biological process: regulation of DNA-templated transcription. Lineage: Eukaryota; Metazoa; Chordata; Lepidosauria; Squamata; Viperidae. The annotation marks the transcript as partial. The record is from RefSeq and is a predicted model, not a curated record. Gene Ontology annotation, molecular function: DNA binding; nuclear receptor activity. Gene Ontology annotation, cellular component: nucleus.
CUAUUAGAUUUGGGCGAAUGCCACAAGCUGAGAAGGAGAAACUCUUGGCUGAGAUUUCAAGUGACAUUGACCAGCUGAACCCUGAAUCUGCUGAUCUGCGAGCCCUAGCCAAGCUGCUCUACGAUUCCUACAUAAAGUCUUUCCCCCUGACCAAAGCCAAGGCAAGGGCAAUCUUGACAGGAAAGACAACAGACCAAUCACCAUUCGUCAUUUAUGACAUGAAUUCCUUAAUGAUGGGAGAAGACCAGAUCAAGUGUAAACAUUUGGGCCCCAUGCAAGAACAAAACAAAGAAGUGGCCAUACGUAUUUUCCAGCGCUGCCAGUUUCGCUCGGUGGAAGCUGUUCAGGAAAUCACUGAAUUUGCCAAAAGCAUUCCAGGUUUU